Messenger RNA from Mesorhabditis spiculigera, 1287 nucleotides. NCBI's taxonomy places the organism in Eukaryota, Metazoa, Nematoda, Chromadorea, Rhabditida, Rhabditidae. The record is from the annotation of a GenBank genome assembly.
AUGGACCCGCGGUGGAUGAACUCUUUUAAUGGCUCAGCCCUGAUGGCCCCCGUCAAUUUCACCGUCGAUCCGGAGGCCCUGAUGACGGUGCCCGAGAUCAUCACCCAUUGGGGGUACCCGGUGGAAGAGUAUAAUGUCGUCACCAGAGAUGGAUAUAUUUUGACUUUACAUCGGAUACCUUACGGCAGGAAAGGUCCCUCGAGGAAGCCGAGACCUGUCGUCUUGCUUCAGCACGGACUGCUAUGCACCAGCUCGAUUUGGCUGCUGAAUUUGCCGAGCCAGAGUGCAGGCUUCGUAUUUGCCGACGCCGGAUUUGACGUCUGGCUUGGAAACAUGCGCGGGAAUACCUAUUCAAAAACCCACUAUAGCAUGGACGCAAAAGAAUCGAGAUUUUGGAGAUUUUCUUGGGAGGAAAUGGCACGCUAUGAUUUGGAUGCGAUGGUAGACGGGGUGUUGAACGUUACACAACAGGAGCAGCUAUACUACGUUGGCCACAGCCAGGGCACUCUCACCAUGUUCGCCAAGCUCGCCACCGACGCCGUGUUUGCCCGAAAAAUUCGGAAAUUCUUCGCGCUGGCCCCCGCGGCGAGGCUGGUCAACGUGAAGGGAAUGUUCCACACCAUCGGGGAGGCGUAUCCCCAGUUGAAGCUGUUCUACGAGAUGAUCGGCGACCACGAGUUCCUGCCGAACAACAUGUUCACGCGCCUCUUGACGGACAUGUUGUGCGACAAGAAGAUGAAGAACCCGAUGUGCGAGGAUUUCAUCUACCAGGUGUCGGGCCCCGAUUCGAACCAGCUGAACAAGACGCGCAUCGGCAUCUACCUGGCGCACAACCCGGCCGGCACGUCGUGGCGCAACCUGGUGCACUACGCACAGAUGGUCAAGUACGGCCGGAUGCGCCCGUACGAUAUGGGGGUGGAGAAGAGCAAGAUGAUCUACAAUAUGCCUCAUCCACCCGAGUUCAAACUGUCGAACAUUGACGUGCCGACGUACCUCUUCUACUCGGACUCGGAUUGGCUGGCCACCACCGAGGGAGUGGAGGGCUUUAUAUUGCGUCAAAUUGACGAAAAGCACAUCCGGUUGAAGAGGAAGCUCCAAGACUUCAACCACAAUGAUUUCCUGUGGGGGCAGAGGGCGAAAGAGGAGAUAUAUGAUGUGAUUAUUGAGGCUGUGAAAUAUGACCAUCGGAGGAGACGGCUGAAGGACGGGGUUCAGAGAUAUUUGAAAGCAAAAGCCGGCCUCAACCACAACGAGACCCAUGACUCGUUCCUGCAAAGCCUGCUCAGC